Amaranthus tricolor (Joseph's coat) is the source of this 3790-nucleotide messenger RNA. Its product is annotated as phosphatidylinositol 4-phosphate 5-kinase 1-like. The coding region runs from base 323 to 2524 and encodes 733 amino acids. Gene Ontology annotation, molecular function: ATP binding; 1-phosphatidylinositol-4-phosphate 5-kinase activity. The record is from RefSeq and is a predicted model, not a curated record. NCBI's taxonomy places the organism in Eukaryota, Viridiplantae, Streptophyta, Magnoliopsida, Caryophyllales, Amaranthaceae. The transcript has 8 exons. Gene Ontology annotation, biological process: phosphatidylinositol metabolic process.
UCAUGACUUCCCUCCCUCUCUCUUUGACAAACACAUACUUCUUUUCUGAUUCUCUCUCAUUCUUUCUUACACUUUCCCAUUCCAUCAUCUCUUGUCCUCUCUGUCUCCUGAUUCUCAUCCCAUUCUUCAAAGCAACAACAGUCAUAAUCCCAAUCCAAAAAGAAGAAAAUUUAUACUAAAACAAACAUUUUUGCACAGUAUCCCACACCCUAAACAAAGAUUUUUCAAAACAAAACAAAGAAAAAAGCAAAAGCAUACACAACAAACAACUAUACUUUGUUGCUACAAUGCUUGAAUCUCCGGUGACCCAUCACCGGAAACUAUGACUACUGCUCAGCAACAUCAACCAAUUUCACCUAUACACAAAAUGCAAGAUACCCUUAAGUUGAAAACUCUUAGAAGAAGUUAUAGCCUCUGUUCUCGUGCAUCUAAUAAUACUAAGUUUUCUGAAUCUCAAUCUUCAGAAGAGGAAGAGGAGGAGGAAGAAGAAGUUUCAUCAUCUGAAGAGGAGAAAUCUAGCUUUGGAAUUCCUCAAUCUCAAAUGGGUACUCAUCGGAAUCGUUCUCCUGUGAGUCUCCGGCGAGUUUCACCGGAGAGUAUGAUGAUUUCACCAAAUAGUUCAAUGGCUGGAGAGGUUGAAAAUGUUGAGAGGACUUUACCAAAUGGGGAUUAUUAUACUGGGACUUUUAUGGGGAAUGUACCUCAUGGGAAUGGUAAGUAUUUAUGGUCAGAUGGGUGUAUGUAUGAGGGGGAAUGGAAGAGAGGGAAAGCAACUGGAAAAGGUAGGUUUUCAUGGCCUUCAGGAGCAACUUAUGAGGGAGAAUUUAAAGGGGGCAGAAUGGAAGGGUUUGGGACAUUUACUGGUACAGAUGGGGAUACCUAUAGAGGAAUGUGGGAAGGAGAUAAGAAGCAUGGAAAAGGGGAGAAGUUAUAUGCAAAUGGGGAUAAUUAUGAAGGAAAUUGGAGAGAUAAUGUGCAAGAUGGUGAAGGAAAAUAUGUUUGGAGAAAUGGGAAUAUCUAUAUUGGAGAAUGGAAAAAGGGGGUAAUUUUUGGGAAAGGGAUUUUGAUUUGGGCAAAUGGGAAUAGGUAUGAAGGGUAUUGGGAAAAUGGGAUUCCUAAAGGUGCUGGGGUUUUUACUAGACCUGAUGGUAGUACUUAUGCAGGAAAUUGGGGUAACAAUGGUACUGAUAAUAGUAUUGAUAGUCAUAAUGAUAAUGUGGUUGAUGUUAAUGGAGUGAAUUUGGUACCAACAAAUGCUAAUAGGAAUGAAUCAGUUGAAGGAAGGAUGAGUGUUUCUGAUAGAGGGGUAAAUUUUCCUAGGAUUUGUAUAUGGGAAGCUGAUGAAGAUGCUGGGGAUAUUACUUGUGAUAUUAUUGAUAAUUCUGAGGCUUCAAAAUUGUAUAAGGUUUCUAGUCAUAAGAAGAGUCCUAAGGGUUCCAUGAGUAGGAGUCAAAGUCCUAGGCAUUGGCAAUAUGGUAAUCAUAAUAAUGGAAGUUCAACUCCUUAUUGGUAUGGAGGUGGGUGUGAUGAGAUUAAGAAGCCUGGCCAGCCGAUUUCGAGAGGGCACAAGAAUUAUGAGCUUAUGCUUAAUUUGCAAUUGGGUAUCAGGCAUUCGGUUGGGAAGCAUGCAUCAAAAACUCGAGACCUUAAGGCUUCCGAUUUUGAGCCAAAAGAGAAAUUUUGGACUAGGUUUCCUCCAGAAGGAUCCAAACACACACCUCCACAUCAAUCAGUUGAUUUUAGAUGGAAAGAUUAUUGUCCCAUGGUGUUCAGAUAUUUGAGAGCACUAUUUGGAAUUGAUCCAGCUGAGUAUAUGGUAGCUAUUUGUGGAAGUGAUGCUUUGAGAGAGUUCUCAUCCCCAGGAAAGAGCGGGAGUUGCUUCUAUCUAACGCAAGAUAAUCGUUAUAUGAUUAAAACUGUCAAAAAGGCCGAGGUUAAGCUGCUCAUUAAGAUGUUGCCAAAGUACUAUGAUCAUGUUUCCAAGUACAAGAACACCUUGGUGACCAAGUUCUUCGGCGUGCAUUGCGUCAAGCUAAAAGCGGUAGGAAGUCAGAAGACACGUUUUAUUGUGAUGGGAAACUUGUUUCACUCUGAGUACCGUAUUCAUAAAAGAUUUGAUCUAAAAGGUUCUUCCCAUGGUCGCUCAAUCGAUAAACCCGAAGGUGAAAUUGACGAGACUACAACCCUUAAAGACCUUGACCUGAAUUUCGUGUUCCGCCUUCAGCAUUGUUGGUUCCAAGAACUCAUGAGGCAAGUUGAUAAAGAUUGUGAGUUUCUAGAGACAGAGAAAAUCAUGGAUUAUAGUCUUUUGAUCGGCCUUCAUUUUCGUGAUGACUGUCUAAGUAAUGAGCGAGGGACAUCACCUACCGUUAGAGGUAUGAAUCAAGAUAAACAUUCUCCUGGAGAGUAUGAGAUACUAAAGCAGGAUAUAAACAUCAUUAUGGAAGGAAAACAGAUCAUGGGAAUGUCUCUAUCAAGCUUAUUAAUUUGUCACGUAUGGCUAGAUUUUGGUCUCCAUACUUAGUAGCUGGCCAUUAAACCAUGAAUAUACUGACUAAAAGUGCAAGGAACUUGGCUUAUUCGUCAAAAUAUUUUCAAUUCAUGCAUGACUUGUAAGUGAUGGUACAAUUUAAGUUGAACUGUCAAAGAAUAUUGGAAGAAUUCAUAAUUUUGGUAGUUUUGACAGGCUGUAUCUUGCUUAGCUACCCUUCUGAAAUGCUGAAAUUGAUUUAUAAUAUAGUUGGUUCCUUUAAGUAGUGAUGUACCAGUCAGGCGUAACUCACUCCUAUCAAUAAGAAUGGUUUAAGCGGUCCAUGAAACUAUCUGACUUGUCUAUUUAUGUUAUAUUAUUAAUCCUUUUGGCCGGUUUAAUUACCUGUUGUUAUCAUCACUUAUGUGUAGUCCUCUCCGGUUGUUAGGAGUUGGAGUUUGCUGCAUUUAGACUUUAGAGGUGUUCAAAAUAGAUUCGAUGACUUAAUAUUCACCCCACCUUAUAACCAGAUUUGACCCGACAUGAAAAUGGAUUUACCAUUAUGCAAAAACAAAUGUGGACACAAUGCCCAAUUUUGAACCGAUCUAAAAUCCCUCGAAAUCGACCAUAAUGUACACCUCUAGCUGCAUUCUUACAAAUAUUAUCUGAGUGUUUCCUAAAAUAGUUUGUUGGACAAUUUUAGCAUUUACAGCUUAUUUAUGUAUAAAUUAAUCGGUCAAACCAUCUAGUGUAUGGUAAUUUAGUCGGUCAACAAUAAUGAUAAAUUUGUUAGUAGGCUUGUACACAAUAAGACCGCAAGAGAGAAGAGUUGACUGCAUACAAAUUCGAUGAAGUUUCUUCUUAAAAUCAAUUGAUAUUAGGAGGAGUAGCCCAUUAAGUAUAUAUGAUAGUCAACUUUCUCUCUAAUUUUUCGAUGUGUGAUCACAGGUGGGUUAUUUUCAACGAAUAGGAACUACCCCGUAAAAAAAAAUGAUUUUGUCAAAUCAUCAACGCCAAUUAACUAUCUAUCAGUUAUUAGCCAUUUGCCAAACAUUCCCUAUAAUAUAGUAUUUCCUAGACUAAACUUGUUUAGACUGAAAACGAAUAGAAACCGUAGAACAUGAUUAGGUCUUUUUUAUUUAAGAUCCAAAUACCCAAGUUUAUAUGGUGAUUAGGUACAUGAAUAAACAAAAAAAAAAAGCAAGAAUAUGUCAGAAUUUUGAGACUUAGUCAGAUUAUGAUAGUAGUUACCAUGAUCAUCGCAAUUCAUAUUAUAAUAUACCAGUACGUGACUGUUAGAUGGAGUAGUUAUUAUUCUAA